CAGGUGCUGAAGGACAGCAAAAAGCUCAAGAGCAUGAGGAGCAACUACAGGAAUCAUCUAGACCACGGACUCGAAGGCCACCAAGAUGCAGUAAUUGCAAUCAAACAGGCCAUAAUCGGCUUAAAUGCCCUAGUAAACAGUCUCCUUCUUUAUAUAGUCAAAUUCAUUAAAUUUGGUUGCAAAAUGCUUCAAGAUUUACGGUUGUGUUGGUGGUUGAAUUUUUUUCUCGGGGACCGCGCAGCUCGGUGGUCCGCGCAGCUCGGUGGUGGAUUACGUUACUGUUAA
Molecule: messenger RNA, 285 nt
Organism: Rasamsonia emersonii CBS 393.64
Lineage: Eukaryota; Fungi; Ascomycota; Eurotiomycetes; Eurotiales; Trichocomaceae
Exons: 1
Source: RefSeq, a predicted model, not a curated record